AUGGCCAACCCCACUUGGGUCGUGCCAGCCGUCAGACUGAGAUUUUGGGGGGGGGCAGAAAAGAGGGCAUCGACAUUACUAACAUGCACCAUCGACGACCUUCUCUCACUCGGGAUUCAAGGAUUCCGCAAACCAGCCUGCUCAGUCACCUAUCUGGCCGACGAGCGCGGCGCCGAUACCCGAAAUUCUUCGGCCACCCAGUGGCAUGGCCCUGCAGCUUACCAUCAGAAAUUAGAAUGCCAUGUUCGCAGCCAGUGGGAGUACGAGUCAUUGCCUCUUGCACGCCCAUCAAACUCGAACAGGACAGAGUACUCUGUACACAUGCAAGUAAGAGAGGAUACCAACUGCAGCGACUGUGCUCAACAAGCGUCAUGGCCAAAGUCUCAGUGCAAUCUGACGAUGGCAUCGGGAAAUUGGGGAUCAGCGAAAUGCAAAAGUUCGAAUCUGCGUCCCCACUCGCAUAGCAAUUUUACCCCUCGGUUCCACAACCACCACUCGCUGCUGAGUCCUGCCGCCCGCGGUGCCAACAUGACGAUACAUGAUGUCAGCAACACCAGAAUGCGCACAAAAAGAACCCUCUCGUCUCACGCAUACGAUGCCUCUAAAAGGAAAAUCCACGUACCACACACGCGGCUACGGCUGCUUUGUCAGCCCAGGCUCUCACCGCUAUCUGACUCUGCGAUCAUCGAGAAUGGGUUGGAAGACAGGUUCCGCAUGCCAUCGCCUUCCCGAGCGAUCAUGAGCACGAUUGAGGGCGGGGCUCGUGGUCACGAUGGGAAGCAAGGGAAGAAACAGCCGUGGCAGCCGCACAGUCCGUGCUCCCCCAGAGGGACCAGGGGGUGGCCAAGAAACCACACACAGCCUGGGAAUCCCCAAAGCAGCAAUCCAUCGACAGAGCAAAGACCAAAGGCCCGAUGA
Plenodomus lingam JN3 is the source of this 918-nucleotide messenger RNA. RefSeq lists its product as uncharacterized. NCBI's taxonomy places the organism in Eukaryota, Fungi, Ascomycota, Dothideomycetes, Pleosporales, Leptosphaeriaceae. The record is from RefSeq and is a predicted model, not a curated record.